Messenger RNA from Arthroderma uncinatum, 2238 nucleotides. Its product is annotated as elongation factor G 1. Gene Ontology annotation, cellular component: mitochondrion. Gene Ontology annotation, biological process: mitochondrial translational elongation. The transcript is spliced from 4 exons. Bases 1 to 2238 code for a protein of 745 amino acids. The record is from RefSeq and is a predicted model, not a curated record. Gene Ontology annotation, molecular function: GTP binding; translation elongation factor activity; GTPase activity. NCBI's taxonomy places the organism in Eukaryota, Fungi, Ascomycota, Eurotiomycetes, Onygenales, Arthrodermataceae.
AUGAGCGUACGAUGGGAGCCCCGGAGGUCUCUAUCGACUGCUGCGGAGAUCCUCCAAAAGGCCGCAAACCCGGAGGAGCUCACCGAAGCCACAGUUGUAGAGAGCAUGAACCCAAAUGAGUGGAAGCAUAUGUCCAAAAUGCGAAAUAUUGGAAUUGCUGCCCAUAUCGACAGCGGAAAAACUACUUCCACGGAGAGAGUUUUAUUCUACACAGGACGUAUUAAAGCUAUCCAUGAGGUGCGCGGCCGCGAUUCUGUAGGAGCGAAGAUGGACUCUAUGGACCUGGAACGUGAAAAGGGUAUUACAAUUCAAUCUGCCGCGACAUUCUGUGACUGGGUCAAGAAAGAAGACGGGAAAGAGGAAACCUACCAUAUCAACUUGAUUGACACUCCUGGCCACAUUGAUUUCACAAUUGAGGUCGAAAGAGCCCUUCGUGUCCUCGACGGUGCCGUUCUGAUUUUGUGUGCUGUAUCCGGAGUCCAGUCCCAGACCAUGACCGUCGAUCGACAAAUGAGACGAUACAAUGUCCCCAGAAUUUCCUUCAUUAAUAAGAUGGACCGCAUGGGAGCAAACCCUUUCAAAGCCGUGGACCAGAUCAACCAGAAGCUGAAGAUCCACGCUGCUGCGGUGCAAGUCCCGAUUGGAUCAGAAAACGAGUUUAAGGGCGUUGUUGAUUUGAUCAGGAGGAAGGCUAUUUACAACGAAGGCUCCAAUGGUGAAGUUAUUGUCGAAUCGGACGAUAUCCCAGAACACCUUCGUGAUCUUGUCGAGGAACGACGAGUCAAGCUAAUUGAGACCCUCGCCGACGUUGAUGACGAGAUUGCAGAGAUAUUCUUGGAUGAGAAGGAGCCAACCCAAGAGCAGAUCAAGGCUGCUAUUCGCCGAGCUACAAUUGCUCUGAAAUUCACGCCAGUAUUCAUGGGAUCUGCAUUGGCCGAUAAAUCCGUCCAGCCCAUGCUUGAUGGUGUCUGUGACUAUCUCCCAAAUCCUGCUGAAGUUCCCAACCUGGCUCUUGAUCAAAACCGAAAGGAAGCAUUCGUGAAACUUGUUCCUUAUGCUGACCUUCCGUUUGUUGGUCUCGCUUUCAAACUUGAAGAGAGUAACUUUGGACAACUUACAUACAUUCGAGUCUACCAAGGAACUCUCCGAAAGAGUAUGAACAUGUUCAAUGUGAAAAACAACAAGAAAAUUAAGGUCCCACGAAUUGUACGCAUGCAUUCCAACGAGAUGGAAGAAGUCACGGAGAUUGGUCCUGGUGAAAUUUGCGCUGUGUUCGGUGUCGAUUGCUCCUCUGGCGAUACCUUUACCGAUGGGAAGCUAGGAUAUACUAUGACUUCCAUGUUCGUUCCCGAGCCUGUCAUUUCUUUAUCCAUCAAACCUAAGAACUCGAAAGACCUCAUCAACUUCUCUAAGGCUAUUAAUCGUUUCCAGCGAGAAGACCCCACAUUCCGUGUUCACUUUGAUAAGGAGAGUGAAGAAACUAUUAUCUCUGGAAUGGGUGAAUUGCAUCUCGAUAUUUACGUGGAGCGUAUGCGCCGUGAAUACCGCGUGGACUGCACGACUGGUAAACCUAGAGUUGCAUACCGUGAAUGCCUCGGAAAGCGAGUCGAUUUUGACCAUACGUUGAAGAAACAGACUGGAGGUCCUGGUGACUUCGCCCGUGUGGUUGGUUGGUUAGGACCGUCCGGAAAGUUGGAGGUCAAUCACUUCGAGCAACAGGUUGUUGGUGGUAGUAUCUCGGAGAAAUUCUUGUUUGCUUGUGAGAAGGGUUUCAAUCUGUCCUGUGAGAAGGGCCCUCUGAUCGGCCACAAAGUUCUCGGAACAGAGAUGAUAGUCAACGACGGUGCCACGCAUAUGACUGAUUCCUCUGAAAUGGCUUUCAAGAUCGCAACACAGCAAGCAUUCAGGAAGGCGUUCAAGGAGGCUGAGCCCUACAUUCUUGAGCCUGUCAUGAAGACUGUCAUAACCGCCCCAUCUGAAUGCCAGGGUGAUAUUAUUGGCCUUCUGAAUAAACGCAAUGCCGUCAUCAACGAUACUGAAACGGGUGUGGAUGAAUUUACCAUGUUUGCUGAUUGCAGUUUGAACGGUAUGUUUGGCUUCAGCAGUAACUUGCGAGCUGCCACCCAGGGUAAGGGUGAAUUUACUAUGGAAUUCAGCCACUACGAGAAGGCCCCUGUUCUUCUACAGAAAGAGCUCAUUGCCGAAUAUGAAAAGGCACAGGCCGCACGACACAAGUAA